This is a messenger RNA of Paramecium sonneborni, 488 nucleotides long. Lineage: Eukaryota; Ciliophora; Oligohymenophorea; Peniculida; Parameciidae. The record is from the annotation of a GenBank genome assembly.
AUGAAUAAAUUAAAGACUGUAGUAGGAAUACUUUAUAAUGUAUAAAAUGUUCCUGAAAUGUAAUUGGCAACAUAAUUUUCAAUUAUUAAGUCAGAUAUAAUAUAAAUAAUACUAAGGAUCAGUAUGAAUUAUUAGUAUAUGAAUAAAAUGAUGUUGAAAUAAAUGAUAGAGUAGGAAGAUAAAUAUUUGCAUAAUUCUCAGAUCUUACACAUGAGGAAUUCACUGCUACAUAUUUCAACACUUAGAGUAAUUCCAGAAGAUUUAGAAAUACCAAAAGUAGAUAUCAGAAAUAUUAAUGUUACAUCAAUUGAUUGGAGAUGUAGAGGUUCUAUUUCAAAGAUUAAGGAUAAUGUGGAUAAUUAGAAGGAUUUUAUAAAAUUAGAAAUGGCGAUGUACAGGAUAAGUUAAUCAUGCUGUCUUAGCUGUUGGUUUCACUUCAGAAACUCUCAUUGUUAAAAAAUCAUGGUUUACGAAAUUGGAAGUUGAAG